Dibothriocephalus latus is the source of this 495-nucleotide messenger RNA. NCBI's taxonomy places the organism in Eukaryota, Metazoa, Platyhelminthes, Cestoda, Diphyllobothriidea, Diphyllobothriidae. The record is from the annotation of a GenBank genome assembly.
AUGUGCCAUGUUGCUGGUGGUGAUGUUAUUGCUAACACUGUGCCGCACGAUGCCGAACGAUUUGACCGAAUUGCCGUCCUUUGUGAGCAACGUCAGCGCAAAGAUAUUCAGAAGCUGAACCAAGCCCUGAACGAAUUUCGUUUUCUGCAUCAGCAGCCACAGAGUCGGCGAGAAUUUGACCUUUAUGACCCCGAUGCUUUGAAGAAGGACAGGCCCGCCAGAAUAACUGAUGACGAUCCCCGUUGUGGCGUCUCCUCGAUGCAGAAGUUUAUGGGUGAGGAUCUCACCAGACAGUCACGAAAUAAGUACCAGAGGGAACAGAUGCAGGACUGGUUCGAACGUCAGAUUGAAGAACGUGAGGCCACGGAGGCUGCGUACAAAGAAGCUAACAGGUUGGCAACAUUUACAUACAGUGCAUGCUGUAGACCUUUCUUUACUACACCAAAAAUGAAUUCUAGUUACUCACUACAAUUAGGAGGGAGUUGGCAGAUUUGA